AUGUCACCCCUGGUACCUGUCACAACUGGUAUCUGUCAAACCUGUAACCUGUCACUCCUGGUUCCUGUCACCCCUGUUGCCUGUCACCCCUGGUACCUGUCACACCUGGUUUUUGCCAAAGUGUUCAGUCACGAAGCGCUUCAGUCGUAUUUACCCAAGAUCCAAACGGUGAUCCAGGAGAGUCUGAGGGUCUGGAGCUCCAACCCAGACCCCAUCAACGUCUACAGGGAGAGCCAGCGCCUGUCCUUCACGAUGGCGGUGCGGGUUCUGCUCGGGUUCCGGGUCUCUGAGGAUGAGAUGAGGCUUUGGUUCAGAACCUUCCAGGACUUUGUGGACAAUCUGUUCAGUCUGCCCCUGGACCUGCCCUUCAGCGGCUACAGGAAGGGUAUCCGGGCCCGGGACACCCUGCAGAGGAGCAUAGAGAAAGCGAUCAGAGAAAAGCCUCAGAACAAAGACUACAGCGACGCUCUGGACGUCCUCAUGGAGAGCGCCAAAGAGAACGGCACCGAGCUGAGCAUGCAGGAGCUGAAGAGAACCUACAGAGAACCUACAGAGAACCUGACAGAGAUCCUACAGAGAACCUACAGAGAACCUGACAAAGAUCCUACAGAGAACCUGACAGAGAACCUGACAGAGAACCUGACAGAGAUCCUACAGAGAACCUGA
Knipowitschia caucasica is the source of this 666-nucleotide messenger RNA. The record is from the annotation of a GenBank genome assembly. NCBI's taxonomy places the organism in Eukaryota, Metazoa, Chordata, Actinopteri, Gobiiformes, Gobiidae.